Molecule: messenger RNA, 1598 nt
Organism: Apus apus (common swift)
Lineage: Eukaryota; Metazoa; Chordata; Aves; Apodiformes; Apodidae
Gene: YBX3
Product: Y-box binding protein 3
Exons: 9
Coding region: 146-1042 (298 amino acids)
Biological process (GO): regulation of gene expression
Cellular component (GO): nucleus
Molecular function (GO): nucleic acid binding
Source: RefSeq, a predicted model, not a curated record
CCGGCUGGCUGGGUUAAAACUUCGGCGGGGCCAUCUUGGGGGCAGUAAGACCCAGCGCACGCCGGGGGUGCAGCCGCCGCCGCGGAGCGCAGCGCAGCGCAGCGUACCCGCCCGCCACCCACCGCCCUCCCAACCGCCAGCGGACAUGAGCGAGGCGGCAGGCAUCGGUGCCGCCAGCGAGGCGGGUCCCCCGGCCACCGCCACAGCCGCCGCCGCCGCCCCUCCGGCGGGACCCCCUGUGCCACCGCCGCCCGCCGCCACGGACGACCAGCCCAAGAGUCUCGUCAGCGCCGCCGCGCCGGGCGCGGCUGCUGGGGAGGCGGCCGCCGGUGCUGCCGCUGCCGCCCCCGCCGCCCCCGCUACAACCGUCGCGGCCGAAACGGAGAAGAAAGUGCUGGCCACGAAAGUUCUUGGCACAGUCAAGUGGUUUAAUGUCCGAAAUGGAUAUGGCUUUAUCAACAGAAAUGAUACCAAAGAAGAUGUGUUUGUUCAUCAGACAGCAAUAAAGAAAAACAACCCACGGAAAUAUCUACGCAGUGUUGGUGAUGGAGAGACUGUAGAGUUUGAUGUGGUUGAGGGAGAGAAGGGUGCAGAAGCAGCUAAUGUCACUGGUCCAGAUGGAGUCCCAGUAGAAGGCAGCCGCUAUGCUGCAGACCGGCGCCGCUAUCGACGUGGCUACUUUGGCCGACGCCGUGGACCUCCUCGAAGUGGCAUUGAGGGAGAAAUCAAGGAUGGGGUCACAGAAGGAGGACAACUUAAUCAACAAGUCCAUAGGAAUCCUACCUAUCGUCCCCGCUAUCGCAGAGGGCCCCCGCGUCCGCGCCCUGCCCCAGUGGCUGGAGAGGCUGAGAACAAAGAGAACCAUCAUGAGGCGAAUGCUAUGAGUCAGCAGUCACUUCGGCGUGGCUAUAGGCGCCCAUACAACUACCGGCGUCGGCCUCGUCCACCCAGUGCUCCAGCUCAGGAUGGGAAAGAGACAAAGGUGACUGAAACACCUGCUGAAAAUCCUGCUCCAGUGACCGAGCAGAAUGGUGCUGAGUAAAGUCCGGCUCCCCAGGCACCUUUAACCAUCAUUCAGGUGUCAUAAAAUACAACUCAAAAGUAACACCAAAGAAACAUUCAAGCAAUAAAUUGUCAACAAUGAUGAUGAGAACAAGGAUUUGAAACAAUCAGAACUUAAAAAAUAAAUUUACCAGCUGCUGAGAUCCAGGGAACGCCUGCAAGAUGGAUACGUGAAGAGAGAAAAAGAGAGCAAGAUUCAGAAAGAGCAACCUCCCCAGUUUCAAAAGCAACUGUGGCGUUAUUUUUUUUUCCUUAAUUUCACUAUUUCCUAGUAUUGGAUUUUUCAAUUUUUCUUUUGGUAUCAAACUGAAAAGGGAAAAAAGCCCAACCAAAGAGCUGAAAUUGAAAUAAAAUCCUUUUUUUUAUUGGAUGUUGGUGCUAAACCUCCCAGGUGUGAUGAGUUUUUUCUGUGCCAGUCCUGUUCACUGCAGGACCACGGGAGGAGAAAAUUCUGCUUUCCUUGGUAAGAUCUAUUUGAACCUGUGCAGCAUGGGUGACGUUCCUCACAAAUAAAACUUAUUUCAACUGCCAAAAAA